UCUCUAGUUCUUCGUUGAUAGCUGGUAGAAAGUUUUGUUAUUUUGCCAUGCACGCAAGGUGCUCGACGUAAUUCCGAAGAGAGUGUUUUAUAACAACAUUGUGGAACGAAGAAAGCUAUUUAAGUUAGCAUGAGGUUUAACUUAAUGAGAUCACUUCUGCUCCACCCCUAUGGAGGCUCCAUCAUCACUGUCCGAUCAACAACAACAUCUGGUCAGUACGUAGCUUCCAGAGCAAGGGACCCUGUUUUCGAGAAGCUCAUGGACAAAUACAAGAACCUACUCAAGGUCAUUGCCAUACAAGACCUCGUCCUCGCGAACCCUACAGCUGAACCUCCUUCUGUAUCCAUUGAGUUCCUCUCCAGGCUCUCCCAGAAGCUUCACCUCAACCGUGGUGCCGCUUCUUUUCUGAGGAAGUACCCUCACAUUUUCCAUGUCUUGAAUGAUCCUGUGAAGUCUCAGCCCUUUUGCAGGUUAACUGAUGCAGCCAUGGAGAUAUCUCGUCAAGAGGCUUUGGCUAUCAAUGCUGGUUUGUCUGUUGUUGUUGACAGGUUGGUUAGGCUCCUGUCUAUGUCUAUAUCAAAGUCAGUUCCUCUUCGUGCGGUUUUCAAGGUUUGGAGAGAACUUGGGCUCCCUGAUGAUUUUGAGGACUCUGUGAUCUCAAAGAACCCUCAUGUUUUUAAGCUUAGUGAUGGUUAUGAGCCCAAUACACAUAUCUUAGAGCUAGUUCAAGAAGAAGGUAAGGGUCUGAGUUUUGAAGCUGCAGUUGAGAAAUGGAGGGUGGUUGAGUGUUGUAAGGAGGAUUGUAGUGUGGAUAGAAUCGAUAUUCAGUUUAGUUUCAAACAUAGUUACCCACCAGGGAUGAGACUGAGCAAGAACUUUAAGGCUAAAGUUAAGGAAUGGCAGAAAUUGCCUUACGUGGGUCCGUACGAGGACAUGGUUGGCAAGAAAAAGAACAAGUCCGGUGUGAUGGGAGUAGAGAAAAGAGCGGUUGCGAUUGCUCAUGAGUUCUUGAGUUUGACUGUUGAGAAGAUGGUGGAGGUAGAGAAGAUCAGCCAUUUCAGAAAAUGUUUUGGGAUUGAUUUAAACAUAAGGGACUUGUUCUUGGAUCACCCGGGGAUGUUUUAUAUUUCAACUAAAGGGAAAAGACACACUGUGUUUCUCAGAGAGGCGUAUGAGAGAGGACGUUUGAUAGAUCCAAACCCAGUCUACGAGGCGAGGAGGAAGCUUCUUGAUCUUGUCCUCUUGGGUCGCCAUGCUGCUUUAUCAGAUUCUAGGGACACAAAUAUGUCUGAAGAAGAAUGAAACUGUGAGUAUUUUUUAUUCUUUUAGGGUUGAGAUAUGCUAUAUUGCCCAGUUAAAUGUAUGAAAACACUUCAGAGAUGAGAUAACCAAGAAUUUAAGCAAUCUUGAGUCUCAUUGUUGUG
Eruca vesicaria subsp. sativa (arugula) is the source of this 1424-nucleotide messenger RNA. The record is from the annotation of a GenBank genome assembly. NCBI's taxonomy places the organism in Eukaryota, Viridiplantae, Streptophyta, Magnoliopsida, Brassicales, Brassicaceae.